Dovyalis caffra is the source of this 447-nucleotide messenger RNA. NCBI's taxonomy places the organism in Eukaryota, Viridiplantae, Streptophyta, Magnoliopsida, Malpighiales, Salicaceae. The record is from the annotation of a GenBank genome assembly.
AUGCAGGAAAACAAGCUCUCUGCAGUGUGUGAGAGAGUCCUUGAUAGGUGUUUGGCGCCAACAACAGCAAGUGGUGAGGGAUGCGACAAUAUGACCAUGAUUGUGGUACAGUUUAAGAAACCUAUCGGCUCCACUGCCUCCGCAGAUGAGCAAUCCUCACUAUCUGAACCCCCUGCUACUGAACCUCCUGCUACCGAAUCUAAACAUGCUGCUAUUGAAUCUAAACCUGCUGCUACUGAACCUGCUGCUGCUGAAUCUAAACCUGCUGCUACUGAAUCUAAACCAGAGGAAACAAUUCAGCUCUGCAAUCCUAUCAGACCUAAUACAUUCAAGCGCAUUGCAGUCAAUAACUGCCUCGUCAGCAGCGGCAAACCACUCUCUUCCGGCUCAAUCAUCUCCUUCUCACUGUUGCCACCUUCAAAUGUUGAAGCAUAUGGAGACAUUUAG